Molecule: messenger RNA, 927 nt
Organism: Wallemia ichthyophaga EXF-994
Lineage: Eukaryota; Fungi; Basidiomycota; Wallemiomycetes; Wallemiales; Wallemiaceae
Product: Glycolipid 2-alpha-mannosyltransferase 2
Exons: 3
Coding region: 1-927 (308 amino acids)
Biological process (GO): protein N-linked glycosylation; cell wall mannoprotein biosynthetic process
Cellular component (GO): Golgi apparatus; membrane
Molecular function (GO): alpha-1,2-mannosyltransferase activity
Source: RefSeq, a predicted model, not a curated record
AUGAUUAGGAGGAAUGCCUUAAUCGUGAUUUGCGUCGUUGUAUUCGUUUUUACAACAUACCUAUUCACCACUACACUCUCCAGUAACGUCUACAAUUCACUCAAAUCCACAAAAUCAAACAAGAAAGGAAGAGCUAACGCUGCCUUCGUCAUACUCACAACAGACGACGAUCUCUAUGGAAUUCUAUCAUCCAUACGCCAGAUGGAAGACAGAUUCAACCUCCGCGACUCCGGAGGCUACGAUUACGUUUUCCUCAAUGAGCGCAAAUUCAGUAAAGAGUUUAAGAAGCGCACGUCUGCGAUUAUAUCCACACAUGCCUACUACGGUCUUGUGUCUCCAUCAGACUGGCAACAACCUAGCUGGAUAGACGAAGAUAGAGCGGCCGCGAGUAGACACUUGAUGGUCCUCGAUAAAACACUACAUGGUGAAUCUGUACCAUAUAGAAACAUGUGCAGAUUCUUCAGUGGUAAAUUCUACAAUCAUCCCCUCCUUCAGCCCUACGAUUACUACUGGAGAAUCGAGCCUAAUGUAGAGUACACCUGCGAUCUUGACCAAGAUCCAUUCCUCGCCUUGCAAGAGAACGGCUCUCAAUAUGGCUUUACUAUUUCUAUUUUAGAAUUCCCUGAUACCAUUAAGACGCUGUGGGAGACGGUGAAAGAUUUCAUGAAGGACUACCCUGAACACAUUGCUGCGAACAACUCGAUGGGAUUUAUUAGCGACAAUGAAGGUGAAACUUUCAACGGAUGUCACUUCUGGUCCAACUUUGAAAUAGGCAACCUCAACUUCUUUAGAAGCAAAGCAUACAACGACUUCUUCAAUUACCUCGACAAAAGGGGAGGGUUUUACUAUGAAAGAUGGGGUGAUGCGCCUGUGCAUACAAUUGCAGCUGCACUGCUGCUUCCUUCCGAUGCGAUUCUCAGGAUCUAG